UAAAAGUUGUAUGAACUAGGCAACACGGCAACACCAGCUUACAUUUCCUUGAUUAUCUAAAUGUUAGGAUUAUGUUUGAUUUGUCCUGGAUAUAAAUAGUUAACAUAAUGUUUCAGACAGCAUUAGUAAAUCUGGAAAAAUAAAUUGAAUAUACAUCAAGAUGAAUGAGAGGGAUAUUCCAAGUGUCCCUAUUACAACAUUAGCAGGAGUAGCUAGUUUGACUGACUUGUUACCAGUGCUUCCAUUACCAACACCACUACCAUCAACACUGAACAACAAAUCUCAACUAUUUCAUCCCCGUGUUGCUGAAGAAGCAGCUAUACUGCUUGCAACUCGAGAUGACAACCUUGUUUCUCUGUUGUUACAAUCGUUGAUGCAAACAUCAGUACAACAUAUAGAUUUAAAGGAUGAGAGCAUUCCAAAUGCAGUUAGUCCUGCACCUCAGCAAACAACACCCGAGUUGUUAAAGGCUAUCUUACAUGUAAACCCUAAUAUAUUUGAUCAACAACAAAGAAACCAUUGGGGUAAUAAUCACCUGCACACAUCCAAGUUUAAUGGGAUGUCACCAUCUUCCACAUAUAAUUACACAUCACACAAUACAGCGAAUUCAAGUCCUUCGUCUCAUGGGACAUCAAUGCAUACAGCUUCCAUUCCUAACCAACAACUUAUAGCUCCUCCUUGCCAGUCGUCACCUCAUGUGAAUAUAGGUUCACCGCCCUCUCAGGCUCGGCCAGGAAGCCAGGUUAAUAUUACUGCCCAAAAUAAUGUUUCUCCGCCAUGGAAUAACUCCAACCAGUCCAAUAUUUAUACAAGUCCAUUGUCUAAUACUUCGUGUUCCAAUCCUCAUAAUGGUGGAUAUUAUAACAGUUUAGUCCAGGACAAUAGAAAUUUUAGUACUAAUAUAAGUGAGGAUAAGGACCCACUUUCUAUGUCACCAAAUAACAUGAGUGAACAACAAAAGCAACUAAUGCAGUCCCAAGAAAAAACAUAUGAACAAGAUGGCAACGUAGUAACAGGCCAGUCUCCGGCCCAAGCCAGUGUAGCGCCGUCUCCCUUGCGUCAUGAGCCACAAGUGCCUCAGCCGUCUAUGGGAGCUCCGUAUGCUCCGCCGCCACUCAACAGCGCACAGGAGAAACAGGACCCCAACAGAAGUACAACACUUAUGAAUAACAGAUAUCCAGUAGUAAAAUUAGGUCGUCUUUCAGAAGGUAUAUUAAAAAAACAUGAAACGUCGAAUGACGAAAGAAUGAGAAAGAACAGCACAGCGGAGUCAGACUCUGACGACAAUAUCCCCUUAAAAGCGAAGUCAAGUAACUCAGCACAAGCAGUAGAUAAGGAUAAAGAAGCGAUAGACAUCGCGAGAGAAAAGAACUGGGAAGCUGUAAAGAGAAAGCAUGAGGAAGCAAGCAAAAAAGAGGAAGCUGAAGCGGCUAUAGUGCGACCCAAACUACGAAAAGUCGAAAGACGACUGGUCCCAGUUCUGGAAAUGCUCUCUGUCGACGAGCUUAUGGAGACAAAUACGUAUCAACGUUUCAAUAAAUUAAUUGAUUCAGUUUUUGAAACUAUUGAUGAUGAUAUAAUAAUAACGGAUGAAAUGGAGGGUACAGACAUUCCGGAAGAUAUGUUGCUACCUCGAUACCAACUUCAGGAGCUUUGUGCCGAAGCAGCAAAGUUAAAAAAUCUUGGGGCUAUGGAAGCCAUUCCUGCUGAUAGAUUGGUUCGACUACUUAACAUUUUGGAGAAAAAUAUACGAGCUGCAGAAAAAAUGUCUUUAAUAGGUGACCCUGAAGAUAGUGAAGAAAUGCGGCAAAUAUGGAUAGAAUCUGCACUAGAAAGAGUUAUGUGUGCAUCAGAUUCCUGUCUUACGGCCUUGUACAUAAUGACUUCACCCAGUAUGCCUAAGCGCAUAUUCUUAGAAGAUGUUAUAGAUAGAAUCAUUAUGUUUAUAAAGUUUCAGUUGAAUAACACAAUAUACUGUGUUUAUGAUCCAGUUUACAGUAUUCAAAGUACUUCGAAAAAGAAAGUGGACGGGCGGCGGCGGCGCGGCGGCGCGGCGCCGGCGGGGCGGCGCGGCGGCGCCUCGCGCGCCGUGCGCGAGCUGUACACGCACGCGCACGAGUGCGUCACGCUGCUCGCCGAGCUGUUCGCCGCGCACCACCUCACCGACACCACGGUGCUGCACGCGUCCAGCGUCGGCGUGUCGCCCUUCUUCGUCGAGAACAUCAGCGAGCUGCAGCUGUCCGCGCUGAAGCUCGUCACCACGAUAUUCACCAAAUACGAGCAACAUCGGCGACUGUUGCUGGAAGAUAUAUUGGCAUCGAUAGCUCGAAUACCGAGUUCGAAACAUAACUUGCGCUCGUUUCAACUGAGCUCCGACCAACACAUUCAAAUGUUGACCGCGCUCGUGUUGCAACUGGUUCAGAGUGUCGUCACGUUACCGGAGACGAUGUGCAAGUCGAACGACAAAGAAAAGGAUAAAGAUAAAGAACUAGCAGAAUCUGAUAGUAAAAAAAAUCACGUUGAUAAGGAUCUCUUAAUAAUAUCUAAGUACGAAGCAGCAAUUAGUGUAGGCGGUACGUUUCUCACAUCAUUCCUGAAUAAGUGCCGAAGUAGAUCCGAAGAGGUUGACUUUAGGCCCCUAUUCGAAAACUUCGUUCAUGAUCUUCUGACGACAGUCAACAAACCAGAGUGGCCGGCAACUGAACUAUUGCUGAGUUUACUCGGGACGAUGCUCGUGAAGUACAUGUCGGACAAGUCGAUGGAGAUGCCGGUGCGCGUGGCGUCGCUGGAGUACCUGGGGCUGGUGGCGUCGCGCCUGCGCCGCGACAGCGUCACGUCGCGCGCCAAGCUCGCCACCAUGGACGCCGUCGUGCGCGACAUCCGCGCCGAGGAGGAGAAGGACGGCUGCCAGCAGCAGUUUCUCACUACGGGAUUAGAUGAAGAUGAGGAGCGAACUGAAUUCCUGCAGAGGGUUUUGCUCGAUUAUUUGGCUAUCAAUGGACAAAAGGACCAAGCAUGGAACUGUGCAAGGCAUUUUUAUAUUACACAGUGGUACAGAGAUAUGGUGGUACAACCGAAAAAUUCAUCGCCCACUAAAAGACCGAAACAUAAAUCGAAAAAAAAGCAUAAAGAUGAGAGCAGUGAAGAAGAAUCUGAAGCGGAUGAUGAUAGUGACACCGGUAUUAAAGACUCUAAGUUAGAUAAAAAGCAUAUGUCGAAUGCUAUUAUGUCCGCAGAGAAAUUUAAAACUAUUGAGCGGCGGAAGCAAUUCUUUCUUGAAAAAAUUAGACCAUUCCGAUAUCAAGGCGGAACGCAAGUGCAAGUGAUGCAAUCUUAUAUAGACUAUAGUGGAGCAGAGUUGAUCUCGCAAUAUUUAGCGUCGAAAAGAUCGUUCUCGCAGAGCUUUGAUAGAUACCUCAGAAAAAUUUUAGUUAUUUUAUGUGAAAAUACGAUAGCUAUACGUACAAAAGCAAUGAAGUGCUUGACGAUGAUCGUUGAAGCUGACCCUGCGGUGCUCGCGAGGCCAGACAUGAAGAUAGGUGUGAAUCGGUCGUUUCUUGAUCAAUCUACAGCCGUACGAGAGGCGGCCGUCGAUCUUGUCGGAAAAUUCGUACUCAGUCGGCCAGAUCUAAUCGACAAGUAUUACGAAAUGCUCUCGAAUAGAAUAUUGGACACUGGAGUUUCAGUACGAAAACGAGUGAUUAAAAUAUUAAAAGACAUCUGCAUAGAGUGUCCGGAGUUUCCAAAAAUUCCCGAAAUUUGCGUUAAAAUGAUAAGAAGAGUAAACGACGAGGAGGGUAUAAGAAAAUUGGUGAUGGAGGUGUUCCAAAACAUGUGGUUCAGUCCCUGCCCGAACUCCACGAGGCACGGCGCGCUCGACAUCACCACGGCCACCGCUGACCCGCUCACGAGGAAAGUGCUCAACAUCACGGACGUCGUCGUGUCCUCGCGCGACAUGGGCCUCGAGUGGUUCCAGCAGCUGCUGACGAGUCUAUUCAAACCAAAAGAAGAUAAAGAUGACUCGACGAAAAUAAUUUACCAACCGCCUAAAUCUUUAUUAGUAGCUUGCCAACAAAUCGUUGACUGCCUUAUCGAGCAUUUACUUCAGUUGGAAGAAACCAAUACAGAUGGAACGGGUUCAUCGCAGCGUAUUUUGGCGUGUCUCUCAACGUUGCAUUUAUUUGCUAAAAUUAGACCACAAUUACUAGUUAACCAUGCGCUAACGUUACAGCCUUAUCUUAGUUUAAAAUGUCAGAACCAAUACGAGCAACAGAUAAUGUCAACGGUGGCGUCAACGCUGGAGCUGGUGGUGCCUCUAAUGGAGCACCCGAGCGAGGUGUUCCUGGCGCAGUUGGAAGAGGACGCCGUGAAGCUGAUCCUGCAGCACGGCCAGCUCGUCAUCGCCUCCUGCAUCGCUUGCCUCGCCGCCAUCGUCAACAACCUCACGCACAAUUACAAGCUCAUCAGGGACGUCUUCAACAAGUACCAUGGAGUGCUACUGCAGUGGAAGCACAGCUGGCAGCGCAACCCCGACAUGACGCGCGCGCUCCACACGAGGCCGCACUUCCGGAGAGCUCUCUUCAUUGUGGGCUUGCUUCUGAGAUAUUUUGACUUCACUGACAGUAAAGUCAUUGAAGGUUUAGCGAGCGACAUAAAAGAACAAGUAUUCGGGACGCUGAUGUACUUCGUGGGGCUGGAAGAUGAAGACUUCGUAACGCACACGCUUAAGGCGUUGGGUUCGGUGUGCGUGCGCCACUACGAGUUCAUGCUGCGGCCCGAGCUCAAGGAGUUCUACCACCAGCUGCUCACCUCUGACUUGGCGCCCGUCGAGAUGAAGGCCGACGUGCUGCGGAACAUCGAGAUGUACUUGCAGGAGGAGGAGCAGAGGAUGAUACGGCAGGAUAAGGAAUGGUCAAAGCGGUCAAAGCACGAGAACCUGAAGGAGAUGGGCGACGUGUCGUCGGGCAUGGCGUCCACGGUGAUCCAGCUGUACCUCAAGGAGAUCCUGGGCUCGUUCCUGCACGCCAGCACCGUAGUGCGCUCCAGCGCCAUGAAAGUGGUGCAGCUGGUGCUGGCGCAGGGCCUCGUGCACCCCGUACAGAUCGUUCCAUAUUUAAUAUGUAUGAGCACGGAUGUAGAAGUAACGGUAUCGCACACCGCCGAUAAAAAUCUUCAAGAGAUAGACAAGAAGUAUCCUGGAUUCAUACAUAUGAAGGCACAAUUAGGCAUUAAGUUAUCGUAUCAGUUACAAAAAAUUUUACAAAAUAGCAGAAAAGGAGUUAUAAGAGGAUUUCGGAAAAAAGAUCAAGAUGAGUUACCUACCGCUCUCAAUGGUUUUUUAUAUUCGCUGUUGCGUAAUACACGGCCGCAACGGCGAGCGUUAAUUCUGUCUUUAUUAAAACAAUUUGAUGAUGUAUCUACUGCUCCACUGGAUCAAAUGUUGUACCUGGCAGAUAAUUUAAGCUACUUUCCAUAUCAAGUUCAAGAUGAACCAUUGUUUAUAAUACACCAUAUUGAUAUUAUUAUUUCUACCUCGGGAUCAAAUUUACUACAGCUUUUUCGUGAGGGGCUCGUGAAGACGGGCGGCGAGGAGAAGGAGCCGCUGGACGAGGAGGAGGACGAGGAGGAGGCGGAGGCGCUGGUGGCGCGCCUGCCGCCGCGCACGCGCGCGCUGCGGGACGCCAUGCGCCAGGCGCGCGGCUGCCUGCUGCUGCUCGUGCUCAAGCAGCACCUCAAGCAGCUCUACGGGUUCACGGACGCGAAAAUCAACCAGUAUUCGCCGUCAGAGAGCGUUAAAGUGUACGAGAAGGCCGUGUCCCGGCGGCACGCGCCUCAGUUCGAGCCCAAAGCUACAAUAGCGCAGAUGCAGACCACUGACGAUGAUCAGGAACUCGACGAGCGGGGGCGACGUAGGCUCGUCGACGACUACCUCGAGUUCAAGCAGCUGAUGUUGAAGUUCGACCCCGAAGAAGAGGAAGACGAGGACACGGCGGCGAAUGCGGCGCCGGCUGCAGCGGGCGCGGCGGGCGCGGCGGGUGCGGCGGGCCCGGGCGCCACCUAG
Molecule: messenger RNA, 6061 nt
Organism: Melitaea cinxia (Glanville fritillary)
Lineage: Eukaryota; Metazoa; Arthropoda; Insecta; Lepidoptera; Nymphalidae
Gene: Nipped-B
Product: nipped-B protein
Exons: 27
Coding region: 161-6061 (1966 amino acids)
Biological process (GO): establishment of mitotic sister chromatid cohesion; regulation of gene expression; replication-born double-strand break repair via sister chromatid exchange
Cellular component (GO): Scc2-Scc4 cohesin loading complex
Molecular function (GO): chromatin binding
Source: RefSeq, a predicted model, not a curated record